This is a messenger RNA of Archocentrus centrarchus (flier cichlid), 3513 nucleotides long. RefSeq names its product kelch-like family member 40b (gene klhl40b). The coding region runs from base 88 to 1935 and encodes 615 amino acids. The transcript has 6 exons. Gene Ontology annotation, molecular function: protein binding. NCBI's taxonomy places the organism in Eukaryota, Metazoa, Chordata, Actinopteri, Cichliformes, Cichlidae. The record is from RefSeq and is a predicted model, not a curated record.
CUAGAACAGCUUGACUACAGAGGAGAUCCAUUUUGUUUGAUUUUUACAGCCCUCGAAAGGAUCUUCAUACUCCUCCUGCCAGGAACAAUGGCUCUGCCUAUGAACCCAAUGGACGAGCCCAGACUGUACCAGCAGACUCUACUCCAGGAUGGCCUGUAUGACCUGCUGGAGAAUGACAAGCUGGUUGACUGUGUGCUGAAGAUCAAAGACAAGGAGUUCCCGUGCCACCGGCUGGUUCUGUGUGCCUGCAGCUCGUACUUCCGCUCCAUCUUCCUUUCUGACCUGGAGGAGAGCAAAAAGAGAGAAAUUGUCCUAGAGGAUGUGGAGCCUGGUGUCAUGGGGCUCAUCCUGAAAUACCUGUACACCUCCAAAAUCAAUGUGACAGAGCAGAAUGUCCAGGAUAUCUUUGCUGUUGCUAAUAUGUACCAGAUCCCUUCAAUUUUUACUGUAUGUGUGUCUUUCUUACAAAAGCGCCUGAGCCUGAGCAACUGUCUGGCUGUUUUCAGGCUCGGCUUGAUGCUGGACUGUCCCAGGCUGGCCAUCUCUGCUCGAAACUAUGCCUGCGAGCGCUUUCAGCUCAUCUCUAGAGAUGAGGACUUCCUCCAGCUGCUCCCCAGUGAGCUGGCAGCCAUUUUAUCAAAUGACAAUCUAAACGUAGAGACAGAAGAGGAGGUGUUUGAAGCUUUGAUGAACUGGGUAUCCCUCGACAAAGAAAACAGAGAGAAAGAGCUGCCAGGUUUGCUGGAUUGCAUCCGUCUGCGUCUUGUCAGUGAGGACUAUCUGAAAGAAAAAGUAGAGAAACACAAACUGAUCUCAUCCAAUCCGGAGAUGCAGCAGAAACUCCAGCUGGUUAAGGAUGCCCAUGCAGGGAAAAUGCCAGAAGUUAAAAAAAGCAAAAGUAAGGAGGAGGAGGAGGAUGGUGGAGCAGAGAAUGAUGGAGAGAGCAAAGAUAAAGAUGAAGAGGGCCUUCUCCCAAGCAUCCUGAAUGAUAACCUUCGAUUUGGGAUGUUUGUCAGAGACUUGAUCCUGAUGGUUAAUGAUGCUGGCGCUGUGGCCUAUGACCCGUCAGGGAACGACUGCUUUCUGGCAUCACUCUCCACACAGAUUCCCAAGAACCACACCAGCCUGGUUACUAAGGAGAACCAGAUCUUUGUGGCUGGAGGAUUAUUCUUUGACGAACAGAACAAGGAGGACCCACUGUGCUCGUACUUCCUGCAGUAUGACCCAGUCAGUGCCGACUGGCUCGGCAUGCCUCCUGUCCCGUCUCCCCGUUUUCUGUUUGGAAUGGCCGAGGCCGAGAACUCCAUCUUUGUGUUGGGAGGAAAGGAGCUGAAGGAGCAGGAGCACAUGAUGGAUUCAGUUUUGAUAUAUGACAGACACUCCUUUAAAUGGGGCGAGUCAGAACCGAUUCCAUACCCAGUUUAUGGACAUGCAACGGUAUCCCAUAAUGACACUGUAUACGUGAUUGGAGGAAAGGGAGACAAUAAAAGCUGUCUAAGGAAGAUGUGUGCCUAUGAUGCCAAGCGAUUUGAAUGGAAGGAGCUCGCGCCCAUGAAGCAUGCACGCUCCUUAUUUGGUGCCACUGUUCAUAAAGACAAAAUAUAUGUGGCAGGAGGCGUCACCGACAGUGGCCUGACAGACUCUGUGGAAGUGUACGAUAUCGCCACCAGCAAGUGGUCAGACUUUGUGCCAUUUCCUCAGGAACGCAGCUCUCUGAGUCUCGUGUCUUUGGCUGGUUCCCUCUAUGCUGUAGGAGGCUUUGCCAUGAUGCCUUUAGAGGACAGCGAUGAGGUUCUUCCUAAAGAGAUGAACGACAUCUGGAGGUAUAAUGAGACGGAGCAGCAGUGGAACGGGAUCCUCAGAGAGAUCAAGUACGCCUCAGGGGCCACAGUUUUGGGGGUGCGGCUCAAUACCUUGCGCCUCACCAAGAUGUAAAACCCCCCUCCCCAUUUAUCAACAGAAAUCUGUUUAGUUUACAGUUGCUGGAUGGGAGUCCAAAGACAGGUUCAGGGCCACAGACAUUAAUAUUCAGCUUAGUGUGUUUAUUGUUCUCUUUAUUUUUUAUUUUACACAUUUUUUGUAGCUAUUCUAAUUAUGACUGAUUUAUGCUAUGGAGAGUUUUUUUUUUCUGAUUGAUUGAUUGAUGAGUUUAUAUUUGUGUUUCUGCAAUUUUAAUUUGAUAGACUGUAAAACUGAACAGUCAGUAGCCUACAGACAUCUGUUGCACUGUAUGGAAUAAAUAAAAAAUAUUUAACAAAAUAUUUAAAAAUAUUUAAAUACAGUAUAAUAUUGAACAGACUGGAAAAUAUAAGCAUUUCCCAACAGAUGGCAGCAAAGGUAUAACAUACUUACCUUUAAAAAAAAACAAAACAAAAAACAGCGCUGCUGGAACACAACAGAGAAGGGUGACAAAAUUUCCACUAAGUAACAAUAAAACAAAUAAACAAAAAAAAAAACACACACCACACAUCUGAAUUUGCAAUAAUAUAUCUAUACUGUUUAAUAUUGAAAUGAUUUCAUUACGCUCUGUUGUGUUACAGACAGUAAACACUAGUCAAUAAUACAAUAAAAGACAGAAAAUACAGUCUAAUGUUAUUAGCACCUCUAGACACUACUGUCCUUGUACUGUUUUUAGUAUUUUAUCAUAGCUGAACGUGACGACUACUGCCUACACAUGGGCUUUGUACACCAGAGUUAACUAAGUCGUAGCGUUAACAUUAUAAAGUAGAGAGUCAGCAAAUAACAGUACACAUUAUGAUUUCUUUAACACAGCUGCAGUAUGAGUAAGGGAAAUGCAAUGUGAUGAGGAUGUGGAUAUUACAGCUUAGAAUCGACUACGGCAUUGAUGCCUAUGGUUACCAUCACAUGUAGCUUUACUCAAAAACAGGGGAAAAGCCACCAUAAAACAUAAACCAUAAAAAAAACAAAAACAAAACUAACCUUUAACAUGCAAAAAAAAAACCCACUUGUUUCAUAAUUUUAGUUUAUAUGGAGCCCGGAAACUGCCAAAAAGGUAAAAAAAGAAAAAAAAAAAAGAUUCAUUUUAAUUUGAAUGUAAAAAUAUUCUGUAUACACAUAAACACUAUUUCAGUGGGUUAAUAAAACAAGCAAAAAUGUUUUUAUUUCAGUCAGGUAUGCUGUGGUUUACUCAUUUUAUUUACUAGGUCACGUGUUCCUUGGUUUUCCUCAUUUCGUGCUUUUUGUCCUAUUGAUGUCCCGUUUUCCUCUCCACAUGUUUAAUUUUCCAAAUGCAUAUAUAAUAACUAUGGGUUAGUAUUUGUUGAUGGCAGUAACUGGUUUGGGAUUUAUAUACUACUUGUGGGGUAAUUUAGAGUGCUUUGUAGCUAACUUAACUGGUAUCAUACUGCCCACAAGCAUUGUUGGCUAGCUACAUAGCUGAAGCUGUACAUUUUUUUCAUAACGGUACAUCAGCCAGAAUGUUAUCAAUCUAUCACUGUUGUAACAAGCAUACAAAAACAAAGUAACAGUCAAUCUAAAGUUUGACAUUUGACA